GCGGCGGAGUCGCUUUAGCGUGCACCGCCAUGAUUGAACCGAACUGCUCAAUGACUGAGAAGAAUCCAAGCGGAUGAAGUGACUGCAGUACUGAACGCGACCUCCGCUGCGCGUUGCGUUUACACGUUGUCAAGACAACACAGAGCAACACCUGCAAGCCAAACUCUUUAGUUCAUCUGAACAACAUGAAAACUACAGCACAGAAAACGACAUGAAAAACGAAGGAUGGGUAAAUUACACAAAGGAAGGAAUCAAAGUGAAGGAUGUGCCUCCUCCAUUCCUACAAAGUAUCAAACCGUCAUCAUCAAUAAUGAAGAGAUGAAAGGAUUUUCCUCCCAGUCAAAGAGGUUUCAGGAGCACACAAACGAGAACCCAGGGCCCAGCUCAUGUAUCUCACGCACAACCUCAGAGACCUGCAGUCCUUCAUUUUCUAAAAGAGGAACGGGCAGCUUUGCUUCAAAGGCUGGUCGUGUUCCCCGUAACAUUCGGAGAGGAAACCCAGGCCCUGAUGCUUAUAACCUGCAGACGUCUCUGCUCCACCAGCACGACUUCAACAGAGGAGAAUCCAGAACAUUCCGCCUUCCAAUCGCAGUGAAGAGAGACGCACCAAAAAUCCAAAACCCUGCACCCAAUCAAUAUCAUGUGUCUUAUAGCGUUGUGGACAGAGAUUCAACGGUUUCAGCUCAAUGUGCGUUUCUCUCUAAAACCAAACGAAGCGCGAGUUUUUUAGACAACCGUAAAGGACCCUCGCCCUGCCACUAUCAAGUGAAUGAAGUUUUGGUCCAGCAGUCUCCUAAAGUUACCUUUUCUUGUUUUAAAUCCACCACCGCCCGAGUCCAGCCACCAGUGAGAAAUGACAACCCGGGCCCUGGGACCUACAGCCCCUAUCAAACCCCAGAACCCGUGAAGAGAACCAUUCUACCAAGGAGAUAUUAUUUGGGGUUAUCAGCACCACCUCUGAUUCCUGCUAAAGAUCCGCACCUCCCCGGCCCGGGACACUAUGACAUCAUAAAGUACAGCGGUCCAGUCAAACAGCCCGUGUCCAGCGCCGCCUUCCUGUCUGGGACACACAGGGGGAUACAGGAGAGCACAGAACAACAAAUACCUGGACCAGGUUACUAUGAACCCAAGGUCCUUUCAAAGAUGUCGUUCUUGUACAAUCCGGAAAAAAACUGGAUACCGAUUUAAAGUGAGAGAAGUUUUAGUAAGCCAAAUAAAAAAUAUGACAUUAUUUUAUUAUUGCUUUUACAUUUACUAUUGAUUAAACACAUAUGUGACCCUGUAUCACUAACCCAGUCUUAAGUAGCACGAGAACAUUUGUAGUAAUAGCCAAAAAUAUAUUGUAUGGGUCAAAAUUAUCUAUUUUUCUUUUAUGCCAAAAAUCAUUAGGGUAGUAAAGAUCAUAUUCCAUGAAGAUAUUUUGUAAAUUUCCAAACGUAAAUAUAUCAAAACUUUAUUUUUGUGAGUGGAUGCAGCAAAUGUCUGGAAACACGCCUACAAACAUCACUCGCUGCUGCCCGCUCUUUGAGAAUGACCCGGUUAAGUUUGGUAUCUAUGUAAAGAAUUUCUGCUUUCUGGUUCAUCUAUUCUCCAUUUUCUCAAUGUUUAGAUUUUUUUGCAUGCUCAGAUUCCAGAGUUUUUAAGUUAUAUCUCGGCCAAAUAUGGUCCUAUCCUAACAAUACAUAACCAUGGAAAGCUCAUUUAUUCAGCCUUCAGAUGAUGUAAUAAUAAACAUUUCGAAAAAUUGACCCUUAAGACUUAAGGUUUUGUUGUCCAGGGUCACAUAUGACAGUAUCAUACGAAGUCCUUCACUCGGCGCUUGAACAAGUGGCCCAUCUAAAAGCAAAGCACGUGCAGUUGCUUUUGAUGAACUUCUUCCAGCCUUUCUGCCUGGAUCUGUAUGAACAAAUGAAAGUCUGCCAGACAGAAGAGCUUUUUUUAUAUUCGGAGUCACGUCUGAACAGCUGAACGCCAGAUCAUACACAGCUGAGCUCCAAACCCUGGAUUCCUCCAUAACUGAUCUCAGACCCGCUGUGUUCAACAUUACAGUGACAAUGUAGAUGUUAAUGAUGUGUUUCAGCUGAUCCGGGGUCAGUGGGGUCUCACAGGGUAAAGAACAGCUGUUGGUGAACUGAAGAAGGGUGUGGGGAUGUUUGGAUCAUUUGAACAAUGUGAAAGCAUCCAUUCCACUGAUUUGUAAAUGUCCUCUGUAACUUCAGUAAAUGACAUCUGAAUAAAUUGAUCCAUUACGUGUUUAUUGGUAAUUUAAUGCCAACUAAAGCUAAAGUCAAACAUCAAAAGAUGAUGAUGUCACAAUAUAGCAGGUGAUGUACUGUAGUUGUCUAGUUG
This is a messenger RNA of Triplophysa rosa, 2349 nucleotides long. It is a transcript of the gene stpg1, whose product is annotated as sperm-tail PG-rich repeat containing 1. The transcript has 10 exons. Gene Ontology annotation, biological process: epigenetic programing of male pronucleus. Gene Ontology annotation, cellular component: male pronucleus; female pronucleus; germinal vesicle. The record is from RefSeq and is a predicted model, not a curated record. Lineage: Eukaryota; Metazoa; Chordata; Actinopteri; Cypriniformes; Nemacheilidae. Bases 226 to 1188 code for a protein of 320 amino acids. Gene Ontology annotation, molecular function: chromatin binding; histone binding.